AUGACUGCCAAGACGCUGAAAACUGAGGCCUACAUCCAAUUGCUCGAGAGCUGUCUUCCAAACGCCUGCGAUGACGCUGUGUUCUCCAUCAAGAAGCUGCUCGAGGACUGCGACAACAUCGAGAAAUGCCCUCCGUGUCUUCUCAAAUUGACGGCAGACAAGCUUUUGUCCAUUCUUGGUUCGCAAGAACAGAACUAUGACAAGGUCAUCGAGGUGCUGAAAAAGCGUGAGUUUCACAAUGCUCCGUUCUUUCAGUGUACCCUCAAAUUUCAGAUGAUUUGGAAACUGUCAUCGCAUGUUCUUCGUUCCUGCAAGGUCGUUCGGACAUGAUUGCGAAGGUUACGGAAGGCCUCCUCUCGAACACUGUUCACACUGAUUUCGGCAUCCGAGUUCACAAACAUCAUUUCGAAGUGAACUUGAACGGCAUCCAGGUGUUUGUGAGUUCGAAGACCAAAGAGGAGUACUCCUUCCACUAUCCGAAAAUCGUCCUUCGUCAAGCGUUUCUGAAGAUGAUCAACAUUAUUCGUGUCACAUUUUGCAGUACGUUCACCCCAAUCCGCUUUUCACUCAUUCAGUUUUAAUUUAGCGGAAGGAGAGCUCACAUACACGCAGCUGGCUGAACGCGCCAACCUGUUCUUGAACACCCUGAACCGUGUCAGCACGAUCCCAGAUCGAUGGCACCCGGACGGGCUGACCAGAUGGAUUAGAAUCGAGCUGGGCGGACAGAAGAGUCACACGUCGUUCUUCCGAGUGAUGCCUGUCGACCUAAAACGAUAUCACUCCUGGGGAUAUGUGCUGUGA
Caenorhabditis sp. 36 PRJEB53466 is the source of this 801-nucleotide messenger RNA. The record is from the annotation of a GenBank genome assembly. NCBI's taxonomy places the organism in Eukaryota, Metazoa, Nematoda, Chromadorea, Rhabditida, Rhabditidae.